UUCGACCCAUAUUUCCAAAGUCUGGUGAAGUUCCGAAUGAACGAAGCGAAAGUAAAUCGCGAAAUGCACCAGGAAGCCAUUGGGAUAAACAAAGUUGGAGUACGAUAGCCGUUAACAAGAUAGGUGAACUGCGAUUAAGAAAAUGACACAUACAAUUAUGUAUCAAAGGAGAUGUGUUGCAGGAAAGAGUUCCGAAGAUGACUGAAUAUUGUGACACUUGUCUCUUUGUGAACUCCACACAUGGCUGUCCUGCAAAACGUUACACUUGCUGAAUCCUACUGGAUAGAAUAACAGUUUCUUUCUGUAUUCCAAAAAUACUGUAAAACAAAGUCGGACACUGAAAAGGCGACUUCGGAACAAAAGGAAUAGGACACGUUGAAAGCUGUGAAAUAGAAGGGACUGGCACCUUCUCCCUCUCCAUCAGGUUUUUUAUGUAUUUUUUUUAUGUUCAUCUCAUUUUUAAAAUUAAUGAAUUUGUUCAUCAGAUUCACUGUGAAACACUGCCAUACUUCCUUUCUUACACUUCCAGACCCCUCCUUCGCAAAACAUUCUUGCACAUGUUUACAGCUGAGAGCAGACGAGAGAAAACCGAGAUUGCAACAGAAAGCUUCAGUGCACUGACAUAUAUUCUGGCCUCCCACACAACCACACAUCCAUUUUUAUUGAUGUUGCCUUCACCCUACUGUAUGUAAUUUGAUUGCUUUCCUUUUGUGAAACGAAUUAGCCCCCAGGCUCGCCUACUGGCAAAUAGGCAAUCACUACUUUUCCUCAUACUAUUCACCAAACCUAAAUGAACCUCCCACCAGCUUUCCCUUUGCCCACAAACUCCACCAUCCCCUCACCUUCACCACUCCAUCCAGCCAUCGCCCCCUCUGUGAAGCAGGGAGUCACCAUCCUGUACACCUGCUUGUACGGCUGCCUCUUCCUGGUGGUGUAUGUCCAGCUCUGGCUCCUGCUGCUGUACCGGCACAAGCGCUGGAGCUACCAGAGUGUUUUCCUCUUCCUGUGUCUGUUCUGGGCCGCUCUUCGCACCACACUCUUCUCCUUCUACUUUCACAAUGCCCUGGGGGCCAACCACCUGCCCAUGAUGGCCUACUGGCUCCUCUACUGCUUCCCGGUGUGCCUGCAGUUCUUCACCCUCAGCCUCAUCAACCUUUACUUCACCCAGGUGUUGCUCAAAGUGAGAGGCAAAUUCAGCUCGGAGCCAAGCAAAGGACUGUGCGUGGCUCGCUGUGCAUAUGCAGCGAUGAGUGCUGUGUUCCUCUGUGUCAACGUGGCAUGCGCCACUCUCGGGCAGAGAGGGGGAGGGGGAGAUCAAGCCUGGAGACUCGUUCUUAUCCGAGUACUUGUCAAUGACCUGCUCUUCAUAGUCGAAGCUGUGACCCUGGCCUCUUCGCUCCUGCUCCUUACCCGGCUCGCACCCUCCACCAGUCCUUACCUGCAUAGCAAGGGUACAACAGUGUGCCGAACCGCAGUUCUCGGGGCAGGUGUGAUUCUGCUGUUCUCCAGUAGGGCGUGCUACAACCUGUUCAUUCUGGUUCUUUCCCAGAGCCACAGGGUGGAGUCCUUUGAUUAUGACUGGUACAACAUCUCUGACCAGGCUGAUCUGCGCAGUGAACUGGGUGACAGGGGUUACUUGGCAUUUGGAGUCAUUCUCUUUGUGUGGGAGCUGCUACCAACCAGCCUACUCAUUCUCAUCUUCAGAGUCCGACAGCCCCCUCAAGAAACGGGCUGCAAUGCAGUCAUAAACAGUCGCAGCCAUCGUUCCUACUUCUUUGAUGAUCCCCGGGGGAUGGACAGUGACCUGGGUGUCUCCUGGGCCCAGAGUGCACACCCACACAACAGCUGGUUUGGCCCCAGUGAGACUGAACCUCUUCUCUUCACAAGGAAUUCUGAUCCAACCAAUCAGCACCACACCCUCUACUCAACCCCCCAGAAUUGACCAACCAAAGGGUGAUGGCCCACAAUACAACCACUUUAUUCAUCAUUCCAUUGAGUGGACAAAUAGGAGUUGACCACUGCUACACCGUUUGCCCUCCCAUCUUAAAAAACAAAUGGAAUACCCAUUUAAACAGCAGCAUUCAGUGUUACCUCCAUAGAUUUGAUAUUAAUCAGCAUGGAUAUAUGAGAUAGGACAUGGGGAAUAGGACCGUGUCUUUUAGAAAUUAAGCCUUUUUCGCAGGUUUAAAAGUGAUUCAGUUUCUGUAAAUACUGUUGAGCCAAAAGUUCCAGAGGCAGUCAUUUUGUAAGGUUUUUGACUUCUACAUGCUGACCAGCUUGUAAAACCAUUGAACUCCAUGCCUGCAACAGCUGCCAAUUUAACUGCCCUUCAAAGGUAAUUUCACUGGCAAAAAAUGCAGUCUUUUCUUUUAGACUCCUUUGUGAAAUUAGAUUUACACAAACUAUUUCUAUUUCCUGACCUCACCUCCUUUCUCACUGAAAUUGUGGACCAAAAGGUGGCCAUUUAAAAUUAAAAUGGCUGAACUGAUCCUCCACCUUCUUACUUGUGGGACAAAGAGCAAAAACUAGCAAAUAUUUUUUACUUGAAUUAGUACUUGUAUGCUUUAACCUUCACUAUAAGCUAUAACCUGGCACAAUGGUAUACCAGGUUUAUUUUGAAUUAAAUAGUUGGUGGUUUCCAAGAAUUUGAGACAUUAACAUGCUUUGAAUACAUUAAGGUGUUGGUUGCCUUUUACCAAUGAAACAUGCUCAAAUGAGAACAGGAAUUCUUGGAAUAUUGAGAUAUGUGCAAACUAGUAAUGGAUUUCCAGCAGUUCUCCGUGAGCAAAGUACCAUGUGUAUUAUAAUAGUGUGGAUCAAACAUUCAUUGAGUGCUUAACAGUUUUCUAGUCACAGAAUUGGUGUUCUUUUUCUAGCACUUUUACAUAGGGCUGGAGACUCCAUGGUAGGUUUUGUAAGAGUUGUUGCAAUAGUCUGAAUCUGGCCAGUCCCUUAAAAUAGAAAAUAUGAUCACUGUUUAUAUAUAAUUUUCAUAGAUAAUGCCUGUAAAAUACAUUGACAUAUUUAACUUGUAAAUAAAUCGUGGACCUUUAAAAAAA
Molecule: messenger RNA, 3059 nt
Organism: Conger conger (European conger)
Lineage: Eukaryota; Metazoa; Chordata; Actinopteri; Anguilliformes; Congridae
Gene: gpr137
Product: G protein-coupled receptor 137
Exons: 8
Coding region: 791-1942 (383 amino acids)
Biological process (GO): positive regulation of TORC1 signaling
Cellular component (GO): lysosomal membrane
Source: RefSeq, a predicted model, not a curated record